Trichomycterus rosablanca is the source of this 1035-nucleotide messenger RNA. Its product is annotated as trace amine-associated receptor 1-like. Gene Ontology annotation, cellular component: dendrite; plasma membrane. Gene Ontology annotation, molecular function: neurotransmitter receptor activity; trace-amine receptor activity; G protein-coupled serotonin receptor activity. Gene Ontology annotation, biological process: G protein-coupled receptor signaling pathway, coupled to cyclic nucleotide second messenger; chemical synaptic transmission. The record is from RefSeq and is a predicted model, not a curated record. The coding region runs from base 1 to 1035 and encodes 344 amino acids. Lineage: Eukaryota; Metazoa; Chordata; Actinopteri; Siluriformes; Trichomycteridae. The transcript has a single exon.
AUGGACUUGAACCUGGAAAUGAACUCGACCCAUAUUCUGAUGAAACUCGACCCUCUGUGCUAUGAAUCUGUGAACGGAUCCUGUCCUAAAUUUACAUACCCUCUUCUCCUCCGAGUCCCACUCUAUGUGUUUUUCGGCAUAGUGGUGAUUCUAACAGUGUUCGGAAAUGUAUGUGUUAUUCUCGCUAUUAUUCAUUUUAAGCAGUUGCACAUGCCGACCAAUUACCUGGUGCUGUCUCUGGCGGUGACAGAUUUGCUUUUGGGAGGGUUCGUCAUGCCCCCCAGUAUGGUACGCUCGGUAGAGACCUGCUGGUAUUUGGGAAAAUUAUUUUGUAAAAUCCACAGCAGUGUUGAUAUCACACUGUGUACCGCGUCUAUUCUAAACCUGUGUUUUAUUUCCAUCGAUCGAUAUUACGCUGUGUGCCAGCCUUUACUGUACCAGACUAUAAUCACACCCUCCAUCACACUAAUCAUGAUUUCAAUCUGCUGGACUGUUUCGUUUGCUGUCGGAUUUGGAAUUAUUUUCCUCCAGCUCAACAUUUUAGGCAUCGAGGAUUUUUAUCAUGAAAACAUUGAAUGUGAAGGGGGGUGUGUUUUGUUUCAGAGUGCCGCUUCGAGCACGGCCUCGUCUCUGCUGUCCUUCUACUUCCCGGGUAUUAUAAUGCUCAGCGUUUACACCAAAAUAUUCCGCGUGGCACAGAAACAGGCCAAAUCCAUCCAAGGGUCAAAGCACAAAAUGCAAGCUACAAUAAGCAAAGAGGAAAGGAAGGCGACUAAAACUCUGGCAGUGAUUAUGGGAGUGUUUUUAUCUUUGUGGACACCGUUUUUCAUGUGCAACGUAAUCGAUCCAUUUAUCGGUUAUUUAAUCCCUCCAAUUUUGUUUGAUAUGCUGGUCUGGGUUGGAUAUUUAAAUUCCACCUUCAAUCCGAUUGUUUAUGCUUUUUUCUAUAAGUGGUUUAGAAAAGCGCUGUGGAUGAUUAUGUCUGGGAAGAUAUUUCAACCAGGGUCUUCAAGAAUAAAUCUAUUUUCACACUGA